UUUUCGUUCAUUUCCAAGUCGCCAUACUUUUUUGGCUGCGUUUACAAAAAACUUUUUCUCGCGACUCAUCAGCAGAUCAGAUUUGUGUAAUAAUCGACUAUCUAUCGUUUCUGGUGUUCCUCAAAAGUAAUCGGAACUUAUCAAUUAGUCGACCAUGGAUGAGGAGUACGAUGCAAUUGUACUCGGUACGGGACUGAAAGAAUGCAUUUUGAGUGGUAUGUUGUCAGUAUCCGGAAAGAAGGUUUUACACAUAGACCGAAACAAGUACUAUGGCGGCGAAUCUGCUUCAAUUACGCCUCUCGAGGAAUUGUUUGAACGGUUCGGUGCUGACAAACCCGGCGAGGUGUUUGGCCGCGGACGUGACUGGAAUGUGGAUUUGAUUCCCAAAUUUCUAAUGGCCAAUGGAUUAUUAGUGAAAUUGUUGAUUCAUACGGGCGUUACCCGUUAUUUGGAAUUUAAGUCGAUCGAAGGUAGUUACGUGUACAAGGGAAAUAAAAUAUCGAAGGUUCCUGUCGAUCAGAAAGAGGCACUUUCGUCGGAUUUGAUGGGAAUGUUCGAAAAACGUCGUUUCCGCAACUUCCUUGUAUUCGUGCAAGACUUCAACGAAGAGAAUUCAUCCACUUGGAAAGAUUUCGAUCCGACAACGGGUACGGCUCAACAACUGUACGACAUGUUUGGCCUGGACAAAAAUACACAAGAUUUUACCGGUCACGCAUUAGCCCUAUACCGUGACGACGAAUAUUUGAGUGAAUUAGCAACGACAAUGAUCCGUCGCAUCAAACUAUAUUCCGAUUCGUUGGCACGAUAUGGAAAAUCACCGUAUUUGUAUCCGUUGUACGGUUUAGGUGAACUUCCUCAAGGCUUUGCUCGGCUGUCGGCCAUUUAUGGUGGUACAUACAUGCUGGACAAGCCGAUCGAUGAAAUUGUUGUGGGAGAUAAUGGAAAAAUUGUCGGUGUACGUUCGGGCACUGAAAUCGCCAAAUGCAAACAAAUAUACUGUGAUCCUAGCUACGUUCCCGAUCGAGUUCGCAAAAAGGCUCAAGUAAUCCGUUGCAUCUGUCUAUUGGACCAUCCAAUAGCCAACACAAAGGACGCCCUAUCAACUCAAAUCAUAAUUCCACAAAAGCAGGUCGGCCGCAAAUCCGACAUCUACGUAUCGGUCGUGAGCUACCACCACCAGGUGGCCGCCAAAGGUUGGUUCGUCGCAAUGGUUUCGACGACCGUCGAGACCGACAAUCCCGAAGGCGAAAUAAAUCCCGGCUUGGCAUUGCUGGCACCAAUAGCCAAGAAAUUCGUCACCAUUUCCGAUUACUUCGAACCGACCGACAAAGGUUUGGACUCACAAAUUUUCAUAUCGGAAUCGUACGAUGCGACCACUCAUUUCGAGACGACCUGCUUGGACGUUUUGGAUAUAUUCAAGCGUGGUACGGGUGAGGAAUUUGAUUUUUCCAAAAUUAAAUUAGAGACGGGCGAUGAGGGUGAGGAUAAGUAAAGAAGGAAAAAUUUAUGGAAAAGAAAAAUGUUGAAAUUAUAUGUCUCCCCCCACUACAUUCACAAGAUCGUGCAGAAUGAGAGAGAAAAAAAAACAAAAAACUAAAAUUUUGGUAUUAGAAUUCCCUGCGUGCUGUUUGCUUGUAUUGACAUUCUACCGCAUCUACACAUCAACUAGGGCAUUUUCCAAUUAAACAAAUGAGAAGAAAAAUAAAAAUAGAAACAGAAGAAGAUAGCCCAUAACCUUUGUUGUUUCAUCGCAACGAAAACCAGAGAGACUCAGUAAAUUCA
Molecule: messenger RNA, 1782 nt
Organism: Bradysia coprophila
Lineage: Eukaryota; Metazoa; Arthropoda; Insecta; Diptera; Sciaridae
Gene: Gdi
Product: GDP dissociation inhibitor
Biological process (GO): small GTPase-mediated signal transduction; protein transport; vesicle-mediated transport
Cellular component (GO): cytoplasm
Molecular function (GO): Rab GDP-dissociation inhibitor activity
Source: RefSeq, a predicted model, not a curated record